This is a messenger RNA of Lichtheimia ornata, 1110 nucleotides long. RefSeq names its product GTP-binding protein YchF. The record is from RefSeq and is a predicted model, not a curated record. Lineage: Eukaryota; Fungi; Mucoromycota; Mucoromycetes; Mucorales; Lichtheimiaceae. Gene Ontology annotation, cellular component: cytoplasm. The transcript is spliced from 9 exons. Gene Ontology annotation, molecular function: ATP hydrolysis activity; GTP binding; ATP binding. The coding region runs from base 1 to 1110 and encodes 369 amino acids.
AUGCCCAACAUUGGCAAGUCGUCCUUGUUCAAUGCAAUGACAAGCAGCAGUGUACCAGCCGAGAACUAUCCAUUUUGUACUAUAGAUCCAUCCGAAGCCCGUGUGGCAGUACCGGAUGAACGUUUCGAUUGGCUAUGUGAUACAUACUCUCCAAAGAAACGGACACCUGCACAUUUGACAGUGGUCGAUAUUGCCGGCUUGGUGCGAGGUGCUGCUCAAGGUGCUGGUCUCGGGAAUGCCUUUUUAUCCAAUGUAGCAUCCGUUGAUGCCAUUUAUCAUUUGGUGCGUGGAUUCGACAAUGAUGAUGUGACCCAUGUUGAAGAUACGGUGGAUCCUGUGCGUGAUCUUGAGAUUAUCCAAGACGAACUUCGGCUAAAGGAUGAAGAAAUGCUUGAACGACAAUUGACAGAACUGAGUCGUGCUUCCAAAUUCCCCGAUCGUAAGCAGCUCAAGGAACAUUUGGAUGUGGUGGAAAAGGUUGCCAACUUUAUGGCCAAGGGCAACGAUGUUCGAAAAGGCGAAUGGUCAUUCUCCGAUGUCAAUAUUAUCAACACAUUGCAUUUGCUGACAGCCAAGCCCAUGGUCUAUCUAUGUAACAUGAGCGAGCAAGAUUACAUCAACGGCAAUUCGAGUCACUGGUUACCAAAGAUCCAAGAUUGGGUACAGAACAAUAAUGCCGGUGAUUUGAUUAUUCCCCUCUCAGUCGCAUUUGAAUCCAAGCUUCUCAAUGACAUGCUUCCCGAAGAGGCUGCUGAAUACACUGCUGAGCUAGGCGUAGGCUCACAGCUUCCUCGUAUCAUUCUUGCUGGAUACAAGUCUUUACAAUUGAUCCACUAUUUCACAGCCGGUCCAGAAGAAGUGCGCGCAUGGACGGUUAGGGAUGGUACCAAGGCUCCCCAAGCAGCUGGUGUGAUCCACACUGAUUUCGAGCGUGGUUUCAUUUCCGCCGAAGUGAUGAAAUACGCUGACUUGCGAGAGCAUGGCAACGAAACACAGGUGAAAUCGGUUGGCAAGUACUUGGCCAAGGGUAAGGAUUACGCUGUUGAGGAUGGCGAUAUUAUGUAUUACAAGGUGAGUUUAUCCUAUCUCGAGAUGAUCAGCGUAGCUUAG